Messenger RNA from Rubroshorea leprosula, 4187 nucleotides. The record is from the annotation of a GenBank genome assembly. NCBI's taxonomy places the organism in Eukaryota, Viridiplantae, Streptophyta, Magnoliopsida, Malvales, Dipterocarpaceae.
GCGUUUUAGCUUGGCAUCAAGGAAAAACCCUCUUCUGGAGUCAUCACAGAAUAAUCAAAACAGUGUUUAUCUCAAAUUUCCAGUUAAUUCUACUUCCCCUCCGUCGUCUCCGGUAUCUCAGAACUUCCCUCAUCCUAGUCUCCACAGGGAAAAAUGCGAAUCAGAUCUAUAACAAACGAAUUCAAAACUGUUGAAAUCUAGAAUUAGAUCCAAAAAGGAGAAAAAUGGCGAGGAUUUUUGAGUAUUUCGUAGUAUGCGGGAUCGGACCGGAGAUCCGAACUUUGGACGGCCAGAAAGGGUACCAUGGCACCGGCGUCAUGUACUUGCCUUCUCUCCUCGAUCAGUACCCUCCUCCCAAUCACUCCCUCUGCCCUCCUCCUCCUCCCCAGCUCUCCACUUGUGUGCUGCCGGCUGGUGUGGAAUUCUACUCAUCAGGUUUUGAUUCCAACAAUCCCUCAACGAAUCCUCGGAGCUAUCCAAUCGUUUUAACAGAGGGUGAUGGAUCAAAAAUUUAUGUCAGUUGUAUUGCAUUCCGGGAUCCAGUUUGUGAGGAUAUUGCUGAAGCAUAUCACAUACCUCCAAAUUCUUUUGCUGACAAGUGUAUCUGUCUUGUUUCACGCUUGCCAAGUUUCAGAGUCCUUAAGAAUGCACUUGAGGAAAUAUUUUCCCUUUGCUUUUCCACUAGCGGGAGUAGCAAGCCAUUGUGGGAUGUUAUAGCAUAUAUGGUCUCCAAUGUACCUUUGCCAACUCCUGGAAAAGAUCGUGUCUUGUUCGCCAUUGAAAAUUGCUUGCUUUCUGUGGAGGCUCCACCAAAAGAUGGUCUCCCCCAUGCAGAUAUAUCAUUUCAGCCUCUGGUACAGUGCCUGGAUGUUGACAACUUAAUUAAACUUUUUAUAGCUGUCCUGCUUGAAAGGAGGAUUUUGCUUCGAUCAAACAAGUAUUCACUCUUAACUCUAGUAUCAGAAGCCAUAUGCCAUUUAAUCUACCCAUUUAGAUGGCAGCAUGUCUACAUUCCAUUACUAUUUUUCAGUGGAGUAGACUAUAUUGAUGCUCCUACCCCAUACAUGAUGGGUCUCCAUUCAGGUGUUGAUACAUCUAAUCUCGCAAUGGAUGGUGUAGUUGUGGUGGACCUUGAAUUUAAUCAAAUAUCCACAUCAGAGGAAAUACCCCCAAUUCCAGAGGCAGAAUUAAGUUCAUUGCGUGGUGAAAUACUGAAUUUAUUGUAUCCAAAUGUUGUGGGAAUAGAUGAGAUGAAGGCUGGCUUAGGUGGUCCAUCUGAGCAAAACUGUAAACUUGGGAACAAGCCUUGGGGAGAGAAUCAUGACCUUCAGCUUAGGUUAAUAUUCCUAAAGUUCUUUGCAUCAAUCUUAGGUGGCUACCGCAAUUUCAUAGAAAAUACAGCUGCUAGCCCUUUCAAUACUCAAGCAUUUUUGAAGAAGCGCUCUCGGUCAACAAACCAACCACCAGAGCCUAUGAUAUCACAGUUUUUAGACUCCCAUGGUUUCUUGGAUUUUCUUGAGAGAUGCAUGGUUUCUGAAGAAAACAAUAAUAAUCUCCUAGACAAGUUGCAAGAUGCAAUUGGGAGGGGUCAAAAUCCGUUUUCUAUUUUCUCCUCAUCUUUGGUGGAACCUGAGAUCAUAACUAUAUCAGAUACAGACAUGGGAAUAUCAGGAUCAGGUGCCAAAUAUACUUAUGAUCGAUUUCCUUCAAACAUCAGAACCGAAGAGCAAGAGGAAAAGAGGAAGCAGAUUCUUGCAGCAGCGACUGGGGCAUUUGAGUACUCAGGAAAGCAAGUUCCCAGCAAUUCACCGUCUAUAAGUUCAAUAGAGAGGGCUGCAGAAAGGGAGCGCAUGGUUUUGGACAUAAAAGUUAAGCUGCAGGGGUUAUGGCUGCGACUUCUGAAAUUAGGAGCAACUGAUGAUCCACUUUCAUCAUUUGAAUAUGGCACAAUACUUGCUUUAAUUGAGUCUGACGCAGAAGGCAUUGGUGGUAGUGGAUUUGUUGAGUGUAUAAGGGAGCACAUACAUUCAGGAUGGCACUGCCAAUUGACUGAGGAACAGUUUAUUGCAGUGAAAGAACUGCUUAAAACUGCAAUUGGUCGUGCAACUUCUCGGAAUGACAUCUUGACCAUUAGAGAUGCGCUGGAGGUAUCUGCUGAGAUGUAUAAGAAAGAUGCUAAUAAUGUUUCAGAUUAUGUCCAGCGCCAUCUAAUUUCUCUAUCUAUCUGGGAGGAGUUACGGUUUUGGGAAGGAUAUUUUGACUUUUUAAUGGAAAGAUUUUCAAACAAAUCGGCCAAUUAUGCGACUCUGGUGACGGCACAACUAAUUGUAUUGGCAUCACACAUGGCUGGGCUUGGACUCAAUGAUGUGGAUGCUUGGUACAUGAUUGAAACAGUAGCAGAGAAAAAUAAUAUUGGAUACAAGCAGUUAAUAAAACUUAGAGGAUUUUUGUCGCAUAUCCAGCAACUUCGCAUUGGUUAUUGGGGCAUCUCAGCUGUUAAGCCUCAAUCAAUGUUGUCCCAUGGUCUUUCAUCCCCACGUCCUAAGGAUGUUACAAAUGAGAAUGAACAACCUGCAGAGGCGUCCGGUGUUGGAAGGAGCUGGGUUCAAAGCAUGUUCAGCAGAGAUACAGCAUCUCGAGCAAACUCUUUUAGCCGUGUUCGUAAAUGGGGUUCUGAUGGUGGUGCUUCAGAGAAUGGGACACCUCGGAAACAAGAUUUAUCUGCUGCUGGGCAGAAGAAAAUGCAAACCAAUAUCAGAGUACUUAGGGGUCACACUGGUGCUGUUACUGCCUUACAUUGUGUAACGAGAAGAGAGGUGUGGGAUCUGGUGGGUGACCGUGAGGGUGCAGGUUUCUUUAUAAGUGGGAGCACUGAUUGUUCAGUUAGGAUUUGGGAUCCAAGUCUUCGUGGUUCUGAACUUCGUGCAACAUUGAAAGGACAUACAGGAACUAUUCGAGCUAUUAGUUCUGAUAGGGGAAAGGUUGUAUCGGGUUCUGAUGAUCAUUCUGUCUUUGUAUGGGACAAGCAGACAUCUAAGCUUCUGGAAGAGCUGAAGGGUCACGAGGCACAGGUCAGCAAUGUGCGGAUGCUGUCAGGUGAACGUGUACUUACGGCUGCCCAUGAUGGAACUGUGAAAAUGUGGGAUGUUCGAAGUGAUAUGUGUGUGGCAACAGUUGGUCGUUGCUCCAGUGCAGUCCUGUGCAUGGAGUAUGAUGAUUCCACUGGGAUUUUGGCUGCAGGUGGCAGAGAUGCAGUAGCAAACAUCUGGGACAUCCGUGCUGGUAGGCAGAUGCACAAGUUUUUGGGACAUACAAAGUGGAUAAGGUCAAUUAGAAUGGUUGGAGACACUGUGAUUACUGGUAGUGAUGAUUGGACAGCUAGGAUAUGGUCUGUUUCUCGAGGAACCUGUGAUGCUGUUCUUUCCUGUCAUGCUGGCCCAAUAUUAUCUGUUGAGUGUUCCCCACUAGACAAAGGCAUAAUAACAGGUUCAACUGAUGGGCUACUUCGCUUCUGGGAAAAUGAAGAGGGAGGUAUAAAAUCCGUUAAGAAUGUUACCAUUCAUACAGGCGCUAUAUUGUCUAUCAACGCUGGGGAACACUGGUUAGGAAUUGGAGCAGCUGACAAUUCUAUGUCUCUCUUCAAUCGGCCACAAGAGAGACUUGGGGGCCUCUCUAGCCCUGGAUCUAAAAUGGGUGGGUGGCAACUUUACCGGACACCACAAAGGACAAGUGCAGUGGUAAGAUGCAUUGCUUCGGACCUGGAAAGGAAAAGGAUAUGCAGUGGUGGUCGGAAUGGACUUCUCAGACUAUGGGAAGCCACUAUCAACAUCUAAUUUUCUUACAAGUUGCGUGUUUGUAGCUGCAUAGAUGCUCUAGAUGAUGGAGAGGCUUGGGAUGGUGAUGGCUCCUAGUACCCCUAGUAAAAUCUUCUACUACCUGGCGCCUGCCUGUCUAAUAUACGAUCAUAUAAUUCAAAGCUAAACUGUUCCCUCCCCUGCUCUUGCGUUUUGCCUAUUUUUGAUUUGUUUGGCUCAUAAAUGUGUGCAAUAGGUGCUUAUAUUUCAAUACAUUUGAUUUGUUCAUUUUUUCAGCAGUCAAUUUUUGUGCUUGGCAAAUUGUUUCUUGGUGGGACAGCACACUCUUUGACACUACUUGAUUAGAAUGUGAAAUCAAAAUGGAACACUGAC